This is a messenger RNA of Rhea pennata, 1434 nucleotides long. It is a transcript of the gene SUPT7L, whose product is annotated as SPT7 like, STAGA complex subunit gamma. Gene Ontology annotation, molecular function: transcription coactivator activity; protein heterodimerization activity. Bases 183 to 1421 code for a protein of 412 amino acids. The record is from RefSeq and is a predicted model, not a curated record. NCBI's taxonomy places the organism in Eukaryota, Metazoa, Chordata, Aves, Rheiformes, Rheidae. Gene Ontology annotation, cellular component: SAGA complex. The transcript is spliced from 4 exons.
GGCGGCGAUGCCCAGACCCUCGGCGGGUUGGUCGUUCGCGGUGUUGGCAGCGCCGGCCCGGCGGCGCGCUCUGCUGCUGCCCCGCACCUUCCCCCGCCUCCCCCGCCACAGCGCCCUCGCCCGCUAACGGUGGCCCGCAGCCUCCCGCUGGGCCUCUGAGGGCGGGCGCGCCCUGCCCCGAAAUGCUGCGCUACUGGGGCGAGAUUCCCGCUUCCCCGAACCAGGCCAGUCGCAGCUCCUUCGACUUGCUUCAGCGUGAGUUUCGUACCGUGGAAGUCCAAGAUCCUCCGUUGCAUCAGCCGUCUGCCAACAAACCCCGGACAACGACCAUGCUGGACAUCCCCUCGGAGCCCUGCAGCCUCACCAUUCACACCAUUCAGCUCAUCCAGCACAACAGGCGGUUACGCAGCCUCAUCGCCGUGGCUCAGGCCCAAAACCAGCAGCAAGCGGAAGGCAUCAAAACCGAGGACAGCGAACCGCUGCCAUCUUGUCCGGCCUCUCCGCCUCUCCCCGAUGACCUGCUUCCUCUGGAUAGCAAAACCCCCAAAAUGCCAUUUCAGCUGAGGCACAGUGACCCAGAGAGUGAUUUCUACAGAGGAAAAGGGGAGCCUGUGACUGAACUGAGUUGGUCCUCCUGCCGGCAGCUUCUCUACCAGUCCAUGGCCACCAUCCUCGCUCACACAGGCUUUGAGUGUGCCAACGAGAGUGUCCUGGAGACCUUGACAGACAUUGCUCACGAGUACUGUUUGAAGUUCACCAAACUGCUGCGCUUCGCAGUGGAUCGAGAAGCUCGACUUGGGCACACACCUUUCCCUGAUGUCAUGGAACAGGUCUUCCAUGAAGUGGGCAUUGGCAGUGUGCUCUCACUGCAGAAGUUCUGGCAACACCGCAUUAAGGAUUAUCACAGCUACAUGCUUCAGGUUAGCAAGCAGCUCUCAGAAGAGUAUGAGAAGAUUGUCAAUCCUGAAAAAGCAGCAGAGGACACAAAGCCUGUGAAGAUUAAGGAGGAACCUGUUAGUGAUAUCACUUUCCCCAUAAGUGAGGAGCUAGAAGGAGAUCUGGCUUCUGGUGACCAGUCUUUGCCAGUGGGAGUCCUUGGCGCUCAAAGUGAGCGCUUCUCUGCCAACUUGGAAGUAGAAGCUUCCCCACAGGCUUCAGGAGCUGAGGUGAAUGCUUCCCCUCUUUGGACCUUGGCUCAGGUGAAAAUGGAGCCACAGGAAAAUGAGGAAGGCAAUGUUCCUGGGCAUGGCGUCCUAGGCAGCGAUGUCUUCGAGGAGCCCAUGUCAGGCAUGAGUGAAGCUGGGAUGCCACAGAGCCCCAAUGGCUCUGAGAGCAGCUAUGGUUCUCAUUCUGCUGACAGUCUGAUGGGAUCCUCACCUGUCUUCAACCAGCGUUGCAAGAAAAAGAUGAAGAAGAUGUGAAAAAGAAAAGGAG